Messenger RNA from Cyanidioschyzon merolae strain 10D, 1020 nucleotides. RefSeq lists its product as hypothetical. The record is from RefSeq and is a predicted model, not a curated record. Gene Ontology annotation, molecular function: 7,8-didemethyl-8-hydroxy-5-deazariboflavin synthase activity; 4 iron, 4 sulfur cluster binding. NCBI's taxonomy places the organism in Eukaryota, Rhodophyta, Bangiophyceae, Cyanidiales, Cyanidiaceae. The coding region runs from base 1 to 1020 and encodes 339 amino acids. The transcript has a single exon.
AUGACACGUCGUCGCCUCGUCACGUUCAGCAAGGCUUGUACCAUUGUACCCACAUAUGAGUGCUUCAACCGGUGCACUUACUGUAAUUUUCGAAAAGAUGCUUCGGGUUGGAUAUCACUCUCCAAGGCGGCUGAGAUUGCGCGAACUAACCGGGACGCUGGAGCAACGGAAGCUCUCGUUCUUUCCGGAGAAGUCCACCCAAAAAGUUCCCUCAGGAGGCACUGGAUAGCACACACUGUCGAAAUCUGCAAAGUUGCCAUCCAGAAUGGCUUGCUGCCGCACGUAAACGUAGGACCACUCAGCUGGGGUGAAAUGAAAGAGCUCACAAAGUUCAGCGUGAGUAUGGGUCUGAUGUUGGAACAAGUCACAGAUAAGUUAAUGGCAAGCGUGCACCGAAGAGCACCUUCGAAAGACCCCUCACUUCGCAUCGAACAGUUGCAUCUUGCGGGUCAGCUGAAGAUACCUUUCACAACAGGAAUUCUUGUCGGUCUCGGAGAAGAAGAAUGUGAUUGGAAAACCUCCCUGAAUUGUAUAGCAGCGGUGCACAACAAAUACGGGCAUAUCCAAGAAUGCAUCAUACAGCCCUUUCGUCCUGGUGAUCGUGGUUACAUUUCGGGCCCGAAAUUGAAUGCAUUCCAUAGCGAGGCCCUUCCGUAUGUUGUGUCACUCGCUCGCAAGAUACUACCGACAGAAAUCGCUAUACAGAUUCCACCGAAUUUAGUACUGUCUGAUACAGACCGCCGAAAGGGACUAGAGCUCGUGUUCCGGUGCCUCGAAGCAGGGGCGUCCGAUCUCGGAGGUAUUUCCCCUGUCGAUGAAGUUAAUCCGACCUAUGCGUUUCCUAGUAUUACAUGGCUGAGAGAAGUUCUUUUACUAGAGGGGUUCGAGCUUAUGCACCGUUUGCCUAUCUAUGAGCAAUAUAUUCCAUGGAUUCAGAAAGCAGAGAAAUUCGAACAUCUUCAAAGACUCUUUCCCGUAUACAAGCAAGGCAACUCAGCCAAAUCAACCCCGAAAUCGUGA